This is a messenger RNA of Syngnathus typhle (broad-nosed pipefish), 3316 nucleotides long. RefSeq names its product CREB-regulated transcription coactivator 1-like. The record is from RefSeq and is a predicted model, not a curated record. Gene Ontology annotation, cellular component: nucleus; cytoplasm. The transcript has 14 exons. Gene Ontology annotation, biological process: protein homotetramerization; positive regulation of transcription by RNA polymerase II. Gene Ontology annotation, molecular function: cAMP response element binding protein binding. Bases 76 to 1704 code for a protein of 542 amino acids. NCBI's taxonomy places the organism in Eukaryota, Metazoa, Chordata, Actinopteri, Syngnathiformes, Syngnathidae.
GGAUUUCCCUGACUCAGUGUGACUUGCCUUUGACACUGAGCGUUGACAGAAAGCGGAGCAGAAGAGCAUCAAAACAUGGCGACUCAAAACAAUCCGCGGAAAUUCAGCGAGAAGAUUGCUUUGCAUAACCAGAAGCAGGCACAAGACACGGCGGCGUUCGACGAAGUGAUGAAAGACCUCAGCAUUAAUCGGGCUGCCAGGUUGAAGUUGCAGACGACUCAGUAUUUGCAGUUGGGACCUAACCAUGGGCAGUACUAUGGAGGAUCGUUGCCGAACGUAAACCAGAUUGGAAGCAGCACUGCUGAUUUUUCUUUCCAGGAUUCUGGGAUGGAUGCAAACAGCUCAUCGCGACACCACGGGCUGGUGGACAGAGUCUACCGCAACCGAAUCACAUCACCCCAUCGGAACCCUCUCACUGUCGACAAACAUGGACGCCAGAUUGACAGCUGUCCGUACAGCUCGGUAUAUUUGUCACCGCCACCUGACAUCAGCUGGAGGAGGACAAACUCUGACUCGGCGCUUCACCAGAGCACAUUAGCUCCCGGCCAGCAAGCCUCCUUCAUGGGUGGGUUCCAAGAGCUCCAGCCCAAGCAAGGAUUUCAAAUUGUCAAACAGGAGGUUGAAGAAGAAAUGCCCAAAGAGAACUGGGACUGCAAAAAGGAUGUUUCUAGAUCCAAAUCAUAUGAAGUCCCUGGAAUCCACAUAAUUCCAUCACCGGAGCAGCAUCUCAAACCAGUUGCUCACAGCACUGGCGGUUCUCUGCCUGACCUAUCAAACAUUAAGUUCCCUCCUCCGCUAUCCACCCCGCUGGACUCAGACGAUGCUUCGGCCGUCUCAUUGAGUUCUUCCAGCAACGGCGCCAACAUGCUGGAUAAAAUACAAGGAUUGAACACCUCUCAGCCCGCAGUAACCAUGGAGACGCAGUCUGGGCAGGACAACAUGGAUCCUCUUAUUCUUAACACAAGAGACUUUCACCAGCAGCAGAACUUGCAGCACUCGCCAACAUCGGUGCCGCUCCCACUCUCUCAGGUUGCAAUCAAUGCCAUGAACCUUGAACAGCAGUUAUCCCAGUAUGCCUUCUUCAAUCAGCCUCCGCCAUCCCAAACACACCAGAACCAGCCUGCCUGCCCACUCCAACAAUACCGCAGUAGGGUGGGAUCCUCUGCCAAUCAAUCUCCAACCUCCCCCAUCUCCAACCAUAGCUUCUCACCUGGAACUUCGCCUCAACAGCAGCAGCAUAACUCCAUCCUGGGCAGUGUCUUUGCAGACUUUUAUGACCAGCAGCUUCUGUCCAUUCAGGCCAGUGCUCUCUCUCAACAGCUAGAGCAGUUCAACAUGAUGGAAACACCCAACAGCUGUGGUAGCUUCAACAACCAGACCUCCACACUCAACCACUCCCAGGCCUUGAUGGGCUUGUCCGGUGGCCACUGUAACCUCACGGACUCUCAGCAGCUUGGCUACAGUAGUCACGGCAACAUCCCCAACAUCAUUCUCACAGUGAGUGGCGAGUCUCCUCCCAGCCUGCCCAAUGACCUGGGUGACUCCCUGUCAAGCGAUGUCAGCUUCGACGUCGACGACCAUUUCCCACUGGAUGACCUAAAAAUCGACCCACUGACACUUGAUGGCCUGCACAUGCUCAAUGACCCGGACAUGUUGCUCACUGACCCGGCCACAGAGGAUGCCUUUCGACUGGAUCGCCUCUGAGUGGAUCACAACUUGCCCGAUGGACUUCUAUAAGAAAGCUUUUGAAAGAGAGAGGCCAGCUUCGCUUCUUCUGAACUAGAAAAAAGGGCAACAUCCUUAAAACUCAAGGUAUGAAUUCUGUUUGUGGUUCUGCCAAUGACACGCCUCUUUAUUGUGAUAAAUUGUUCAAAGAAGUAGGAGUCGAGUCAAACUGACAAAGCAGUGUAAAACAAAAGCAGCUACAAAGUGUUCUGACGUGGUGGACAUCAUGUUGAGAUUUUACUUGACUUCUUAAUAACACCAUACUUAACCAAGUUACUACCCUAUUUUCCGCACUAUAAGGCGCACCGGAUUAUAAGGCGCACCUUCAAUGAAUGGCCCAUUUUAAAAUUUUAUCCAUAUAUAAGGUGCACCGGAUUAUAAAGCGCAUAGAAUAAAUAACUCAAUGUUGCUCAAACGUUAAUGCAGUCACAAUAUAGUAAUACUUGAAAUAGUGAAAACAAUAACAAUAUAUCAAUAACUCAACGUUGCUCAAAUGUUAAUAUCACACAACACGCAAAAUAAACACGUAAAAACACGCUUACUUUAAUAAAUUAGUCCUCAUCCACGAAUCCAUAUUGGUCCAUAUAUAAGGUGCACCGGAUUAUAAGGCGCACUGUCGACUUUUGAGAAAAUUGGAGGUUUUUAGGUGCGCCUUAUAGUGCGGAAAAUACGGUAAUUAAAUGUAUUAUGUGCCAGAUUGCUACACAAUUACUUUUGGUGGCUGAACACUUUUUUUUACCAAUCAGAGGAUAGAAAAACGCUGGCAAUAGGCAGAUUUGAAAUCUGGAGUUUGUCAUGGCGUUUUUAUUCUCCAAGGAAGUUGACCUAUGCAAAACACAGAAUUGAUUUUGGACUACAAAGUGAUACUGAUAUUAAGUUUUUAGAGCGCACAAAGAUGCUGCCAUGUUUAUACAGUGUAUAUAUGUUAAUAUUUUUAAAACUUGCCCAAAAACAAAAAAAGAAUCAACAGAGAAACAAAUUGCACUUGCUCCCAAAGAUGACCUCAGUGUAGUAGGAAUUUAAUUUUAAACAGUCUCUGUUGUCAAAGAACAUUGUGUGGAUGCAAUGAAAAUGUAUAUAACUAUGCUCAAAAUGGCUUUCCAUCUGUAGUAAGCUCACAUCUGGUAAGGUUGCGUGAGUAUUUCAAAUUGAAUUUUUGGGCUAAUAAUUUUGAUUCUCCAUGAGCAGAAAGAUAUCUUUGUUUUCUAAACACUACAGUGAAACCGAUUACAGUCAAUGUCUUCAUCAUACUGUAUUUAUCAUGCCUGUCUAAUAAUUAGACAAAUUUAUUGUCCAUUUGGUGUCUGGGUUUGUAUUUCAAUGGUUGUUGCAUUGCACUUUAUGCUUUUAUGUAAAAGACUACUUUAAGAGGCAAUUUUGAUACCGAACAUCUAUGUGAUUUCUUCAGAUGCGAGUUUAAUUCAUUCCUAAUCCAACAGUUUGAGCAUCACGAUUAUUCAUUGCGGCCUCUUAUGGUGUGCCCGACUUGGCCAUCGGGUGGCAGUAUAUGACUUUCAUAAUUAUAAGCGACUCAGUAAAUUAAGUCAUGUAACUUGUUAAAAAUAGUGUGUGUGCAUUCACAAUAUAAAUA